This is a messenger RNA of Alternaria incomplexa, 252 nucleotides long. RefSeq lists its product as uncharacterized. The record is from RefSeq and is a predicted model, not a curated record. The transcript has 2 exons. The coding region runs from base 1 to 252 and encodes 83 amino acids. Lineage: Eukaryota; Fungi; Ascomycota; Dothideomycetes; Pleosporales; Pleosporaceae.
AUGAACAAACAGUCCGCCAAUACGGCACCAAACACCUCAUACGAACACGAGCAGAUCUCGGAAUCCGAAACCGACCUUCUCAUUCCUUAUGUCUCCGACGGAGAAGAAGAAGAAGAAGAAGAAGAAGAAGAGGAAGUCUCCGACAACGAACCUGGUCCCUUCGGCCACUGCUGGCACUGCGACGCCCCAUUACCUCUGCCCACCUCAGAUGAAACCAACGUCAACUGUCUCGAAUGUCAGUUUCCGAACUAA